Molecule: messenger RNA, 1614 nt
Organism: Plenodomus lingam JN3
Lineage: Eukaryota; Fungi; Ascomycota; Dothideomycetes; Pleosporales; Leptosphaeriaceae
Biological process (GO): transmembrane transport
Molecular function (GO): transmembrane transporter activity
Source: RefSeq, a predicted model, not a curated record
AUGUCCUUCUCACCAGAACCAAGACCCCAAGAUGCAUCCAAUACCGAUUUCCCAGCCGCUCAACUACUCUUCUUAUCCCUUGUACGAGUGGCCGAACCUAUCGCCUUGACUUCCAUACUCCCAUAUGCGUGGAAACUCGUCUCGACCUUCGAGGUCUGCUCGGAAAGCAAUGCACCCUUCUUCGCAGGCUUGCUCAUCUCUGCAUUUUCUCUCGCAGAGGCUUGUAGCGGAAUGUACUGGGGCGGAGUGUCUGAUCGUGUAGGCCGCAAGCCGAUUGUCAUUCUCGGUUGUCUAGGCACAUUAUCAUCGCUGCUGCUCGUAGGCUUUGCAUCGAAUUUCUGGAUGGCCUUAGCUGGGCGUAUCAUCGGCGGUGCGCUCAAUGGAAACAUCGGCGUCAUUCAGACUAUGGUCGGCGAGAUUGUCAAAGACCCUAAACACGAGCCAAGGGCAUACUCAGUAAUGCCCUUUGUGUGGAGUAUUGGCACCAUCAUAGGACCGUCUAUCGGCGGGUACUUUGCUGAACCGGCCGAAAAUUUCCCGACCUUGUUUAGUCACACAGGGCUGUUUGGCAAGUUUCCGUACCUAUUACCAAACAUCCUCUGUUCGACUCUGCUUCUAGUCUCGAUUUUGAUGGCAUACUUCCUGCUCGAGGAAACACAUCCAGACAAGCGGCCUCGCGGCUAUUUCGAUACGUACGAUGCUGCUGUCGCCCAGACACCACUUCUUCCCACCCAGGGCGCUACCGCCGAUGCAGCAACAAACAUUGCUACGGAAUCAUACGGCACGUUCAAUACGGUCGAGGUACAUCAUGACGAGGAAUGGCGCGUGAAGUCUAAUGGAGACUGGGUCGAAUCGCCUACAAAGAGUAAACCCUUCAACAUGAACGUUGUCAUUUUCGUGGUUGCACUGGGCACUUUCACUUAUCACUCUAUGACCUACGAUCAUCUCCUGCCGAUAUUUCUUCAAGACAAACGGGCCGACAGUGAUAUGAACGCUUACGAACUCUCAUCUGCCGGUCUAAGUGGCGGCUUGGGAAUACCAAUCCAGAAUGUCGGUGUCAUCUUGUCGAUCAAUGGAGUUAUUCAGCUUGCAAUUCAAGGCAUCGUCUUCCCUGUCCUGGCCGACCUUCUUGGAGUAUGGAGGCUUUUGUUGCUGGUCACUGUGGCCCAUCCGAUUGCAUACUUCAUCGUACCCUUCCUGCAGCUGCUCCCUACCGACGCACUGUAUCCUAGCCUGUUUUUAUGCCUUACCAUUCGGAAUCUUACCUCCAUCAUUGCAUUUCCGUUACUCCUCAUCAUGAUAAAGGAGGCAGCGCCCGAUAAGUCUCACCUCGGCAAAAUCAACGGCCUUGCCGCAUCCACAGGCGCUGCGUGUCGCACAGUAGCAAGUCCCAUUGCAGGCUUACUCUACGGUCUUUCUAUAGACAUACAUUUUACUCCCUUGGCGUGGUGGGCAUCCGCUCUAGUUGCGAUAUUUGGGGCUCUCCAAAUCCCGUUUAUGAGCCGCGCAGCAAGACAAUGCCAUGCUCGAGUACGGAAUGCGACCGGGUGUCGCCUGUCUCGAGACGAUCCCCAAGAUGAGGUUGUACAUAUCAUCAUCGAAGAUGAAGAGUGA